Fraxinus pennsylvanica is the source of this 987-nucleotide messenger RNA. The record is from the annotation of a GenBank genome assembly. NCBI's taxonomy places the organism in Eukaryota, Viridiplantae, Streptophyta, Magnoliopsida, Lamiales, Oleaceae.
AUGGGAAUUUUGUAUGAUGAUUUAGUGAUAAUUAGGCAGUCAGAGAAAGAAGGAGAACCCAGUAUGAUUACUGUGAAUUGUCCAGACAAGACUGGUUUGGGCUGUGAUCUUUGCCGCAUAUUUCUCUUCUUUGGACUCACGACUGCCUAUAUUUAUGGCUGCUACUGGUUCUUGCUAACUUUUCUUCUCAUUUUUUUUGCGAUUCCUGUCUAUGAAGAUGUAUCUACUGAUGGAAAAUGGUGCUAUUUAGUAUUUUGGGUUUUUGGCAAACCGAGUACAAGAUGGGGUUUAUUGAAGAAGAGAUUGUUGGGGGCAUGCCCUUCUUGUUUCUUGGCUUCUGGGAUUCCUUAUUACGAGGCCGAAUUGCAGCCUCCGAGGCCUCCGGAUGUGUUCCUUCUGAAGUUCUGUUACCAUGAUAGGAGAGGCCUUUUGCAUGAUGUGACGAAAGUCCUAUGCGAGCUCGAGCUUACUAUAAAGAGAGUUAAGGUAUCAACUACUCCGGAUGAAAAAACCAUGGAUCUCUUCUUCAUCACUGACACGAGGGAACUUUUACACACGAAGAAGAGACAGGAGGACACACAUGACCAUUUAAAAUUUGUUCUAGGGGACGCUAUGAUCUCUUGUGAUAUAGAAAUGGAUCACAAAGGCCUCCUAUAUGAUAUAAUGCGUACUUUGAAGGAUUAUAAUAUCCAGAUUUCAUAUGGGAGAUUGACAACGAAAGAGAAAACAGAAUGUGAGCUGGACUUAUUUAUCAUGCAAGCGGAUGGUAAGAAAAUAGUUGACUCAAGCAAACAGAAUGCAUUGUGCUCUCGUCUUCGAAUGGAACUAAGCCGUCCUCUUAGAGUAGCAGCUGAAAUUGGGAGGUACAUGAUUGGAGAUAGGGAGUGGGAAGUAUACAGAGUUUUAAUCGAUGAAGGUGAUGGUUUGUCCGUCUCAAGGGAAGAGAUUGAGCAGGCCGUUUGGAAGAUGCUGAUGGGUUGGGAGUGA